Messenger RNA from Colletotrichum lupini, 1032 nucleotides. RefSeq names its product casein kinase II regulatory subunit. Bases 1 to 1032 code for a protein of 343 amino acids. The transcript is spliced from 2 exons. Lineage: Eukaryota; Fungi; Ascomycota; Sordariomycetes; Glomerellales; Glomerellaceae. Gene Ontology annotation, molecular function: protein kinase regulator activity. Gene Ontology annotation, cellular component: cytoplasm; protein kinase CK2 complex. The record is from RefSeq and is a predicted model, not a curated record.
AUGUCCACCUCUUCGGGGGCCCCGGAGUCUUGGAUAUCUUCCUUUUGCUCUCUCCUUGGCCAUGAAUACUUCGCUGAGGUUUCUGAGGAGUUCAUCGAGGAUGACUUCAACCUCACUGGCCUGCAGAAUCAGGUCGCGAUGUACAAGGAGGCACUCGAGAUGAUCCUUGAUGUGGAGCCUGAAGAGGACGAGGACGAAGAGGAGGAGGAGGAUGAAGACGAAGACGAGAACGACUCGGGAGAUCAAGACCGACUCGGCCCCAGACACGACCGGAGACAACAUAGCCGCAUGGCUAGCGACCUAAGUGUUAUCGAGUCUUCCUCCGAGAUGCUUUACGGCUUGAUUCAUCAGCGAUUCAUUUGCUCGAGGGCGGGCAUUCAACAGAUGAGCGAGAAGUAUGAGUUGGGCCAUUUCGGCUGCUGCCCCCGUACCAACUGCGAUCAAGCGAGAACACUCCCUGUCGGUCUCUCUGAUAUUCCCGGCGAAGACACCGUGAAGCUGUUUUGCCCUUCCUGCCUCGACGUCUACGUCCCUCCUAACAGCCGUUUCCAAACCGUCGACGGUGCCUUCUUCGGCCGUACCUUUGGCGCCCUCUUCCUCCUCACAUUCCCGGAAUACGACCUCACUAAGCGUGGGGCCGAGGUUCUCAGCAGCGGCGGCGCUCGUAUUAACGAUGAUUCGCUCGAGAUGAUCAAUGGCAUGUACGCUAAGAACAUUGCACCGGGCCUGGGCGCUGGACGUAUAUAUGAGCCCCGUAUUUACGGCUUCCGCGUUUCCGAGAUUGCAAAAUCAGGCCCUCGGAUGCAGUGGUUGAGGGACAGGCCGGAUAGCAUGACCGAACUGGACGAGGCGCGCCUGUACGCGGAUGGACACCCCGAUUCAGACGAUGACGAGGAGAACUUGAACGGCAACGGCCGGCCUACGCCCCGUCGCCGUGCUCCUGGCAAUGCGCGCCUCCGUGCAACGCAACGCCAGGCGCAGAAUGGCAGCCCGAUGGCAGUGGAGACGAACGGUGCAGAGUCGGAGCUUUAG